Platichthys flesus (European flounder) is the source of this 1628-nucleotide messenger RNA. RefSeq names its product fucosyltransferase 7. Gene Ontology annotation, cellular component: membrane. The transcript has 3 exons. The coding region runs from base 208 to 1248 and encodes 346 amino acids. Gene Ontology annotation, molecular function: alpha-(1->3)-fucosyltransferase activity. Lineage: Eukaryota; Metazoa; Chordata; Actinopteri; Pleuronectiformes; Pleuronectidae. The record is from RefSeq and is a predicted model, not a curated record.
GGAAGAGGAAGACCAGCUUGUGGUUUACGAACCAAAAUCUGUAGGGCUUUUUGACUGCCAGCUACUGUUCUUAUCAUGCUAACAGAACAGGAGUGCGACGAAAGAGAAUAUUUAAGAUGGAAGCAGGCGGCUUGAUGCCACCCUCCACACCCAGGUGCUCCAUAUCAGUGAUCUGUGUCAUUUUGAACUGGAACUCCCAGCAUCGCUAUGACGCAAUCGAAGUUCCGAGUUCUCCUCCUCCUCAUCACCCCCGUCAGCUUCCUCUCAGCCAUGUUCUUCUACAAUUUGCUGGAAAAUGGGCUUCAUCCGCUGAAACAUGAUCCAGAAGUUUCUCAAAGAAACAUCAACAUCCUGCUGUGGCACUGGCCAUUUGACCGCUCAUACAGUCUUGCUGGAGACAAAUGCCUUGCGAUGUACAACAUCAGCCGCUGUUUCCUCACUGAUAAUACCUCUGCCUUUUCAACUGCUGACGUGGUCGUGUUCCACCACCAGGAAAUCAGCAGAGGUGUGUCGUCAUUGCCCUUGCACCUUCAUCGCCCGGCCUCCCAGCGCUGGGUGUGGAUGUCCCUGGAGCCUCCAGUCAACAAUAUAAACUUAGCACAGUUCAAUGGUAUCUUUAACUGGACGAUGAGCUACAGACGUGAUGCAGACAUAUCCAUACCUUACGGACAGACAAUUCAAGGAGCUGAUGAGCGCAGCUUCCAGGCUGCUCCGAAUCGCUCCUGCCUCGUUAGCUGGGUAGUCAGCAGAUAUCAGGCUCACCAGGCUCGGUCUAGAGUUUACAAAAGUCUAAAGAAGUACAUCCCCGUAGAGGUGUAUGGCAGAUUUACCAAGAAGCUGCUGUCAGACAAGAACCUACUGCCCACCAUUGCAAAAUGUCUAUUUUACCUGUCUUUUGAGAACUCUGAGGUGAAGGAUUACAUAAGUGAGAAGCUCUGGAGGAAUGCAUUUCAAGCAGGGGCCAUACCGGUGGUACUCGGCCCCAGCCGGGCCACCUACGAGGCCCUGGCUCCCCCUCAGUCCUUUAUCCAUGUGGCUGAUUACAAGAGCACAGCAGAUCUGGCUGCUUACCUGAAGCAUGUGGCUCAAGACAGGCAAAUACAUGAUAGGUACUUCCAGUGGCACCACACUCACAGCAUAAAAACUUACACUGACUGGCGAGAAAGGCUGUGUCAAAUAUGUGUCAAGUACCCCAGUUUACCAGCCAACAGGGUCUACCAGGACCUAGAGAGCUGGGUAAACAGCUGAGAUAUCGUCUCCUCGUGUUGUCAGGUCACUGGGCUAGUUUGCUGUUACUGCCUGGUUACUACAUGCUUGCAUGUGUAUGGCGAAAUACCAUACAGUAAGAGUAUGUAGGAUGUGUCUGUUGGGACCUAGAGCUUGUGAACUACAGUUCGGCCUACAUGUUUAGCCAAAGCCUGUUACCACAUGUUUCUGUGUUCUGGAGACAAAGGAGAAUUCCAGAACUCAAUCUCCCAGGGUGCUUCAGCUUCACACCUUGGUGUUAAAACUUCCCCUGGACACAACUUUCAACGCCAUUGGUCACUGUGGGCCCCAUGAACCAUGAUGGCACUGUCCAAUAUAAGCCCCAUGUCAGUACACCUUUAGUUAGUGUGUUUAUACUUGUA